This is a messenger RNA of Naegleria fowleri, 606 nucleotides long. RefSeq lists its product as uncharacterized. Lineage: Eukaryota; Heterolobosea; Eutetramitea; Acrasida; Naegleriidae. The record is from RefSeq and is a predicted model, not a curated record. The transcript has a single exon. Bases 1 to 606 code for a protein of 201 amino acids.
AUGUCCAGAAGUGGAAACGCCUCUGGAACCUACAACUACAAGGUUAAAAUUCAUAACUACAAUGAAGAACAAUGGGAUCAAAAGUUCAGUGAGAAGUAUCGUCCUCCGAGAUUAAUCGGAACGCAACAAGAUACUUUUCAAACCAUGUACCAUAUAGAACAUUCAUUAGAAAAUUCCAUAGUCGCUCUGACCACCCAAUCACAACAACAACAACCACAACAACAGCAGCAGCUCAAGACACCCUCGGGCCUGCUUAAUAGUAGUAUCCAUCACUCGUUGAAAAGUAGGACUCUUUUAUCAUCACCCACAGCAGGGCCUCCUAGCGAUAGUAGCAACAACACUGAUUUUCUCAAAUCAUCUUUUCCAGGUCAUCAACCAGCUCUUGAUUUCUACAAUCAUCCUGUCCGCAAAGGAGAAAAAACAGCGAAUGAAUACUACUUUGAAACAACCUCCCGAGCGACCUUUAUACAUCCCAAACAAAUGCAAGAGAAGGGAGAAAUUUUGACCUACAUGCCUGCAGACGAGUUGGACAAAUAUCGAAAAACAUGGACACAAAAACAAGCACGAGAUAUGAAAACAGAGUAUCAACGUCAACAUUGUAAAUAA